Eleginops maclovinus (Patagonian blennie) is the source of this 1174-nucleotide messenger RNA. RefSeq names its product APAF1 interacting protein (gene apip). Gene Ontology annotation, molecular function: metal ion binding; methylthioribulose 1-phosphate dehydratase activity. Gene Ontology annotation, cellular component: cytoplasm. NCBI's taxonomy places the organism in Eukaryota, Metazoa, Chordata, Actinopteri, Perciformes, Eleginopidae. Bases 135 to 872 code for a protein of 245 amino acids. The transcript is spliced from 9 exons. The record is from RefSeq and is a predicted model, not a curated record.
GUUUGAGACAACAGAAAGAUUUGGCGAGUCAGUGUAUGUCGCACAUUGAUGACGCAGUGCUAGCUGGGAGCUACGUUAGCUGUUUGGCAUCAUAUAUUUGAUCCGCAGACUGAUUUUCCAAGAUAAGAAAGGAGAUGUCGUCUUUGUGUGGCACCAGCAACAGUUGUCAAGAUGUAGGUCAACAGCUAGCUGAGAAACAGGAGAAGGAGCAUCCUCGUCUUCUCAUCCCCGAGUUAUGCCGACUCUUCUACCAGCUGGGAUGGGUGACGGGGACAGGCGGAGGCAUCAGCCUGAGACGAGGAGAGCAGAUCUACGUCGCACCAUCAGGCGUCCAGAAAGAGAGACUACAGCCCGAAGACAUGUUUGUGUGUGACAUGGGAGAGAGGGACAUCAGCUGUCCACCUGCCUGGAAGAAUUUAAGGAAGAGCCAGUGUACACCGCUUUUUAUGAAUGCCUAUAUAAUGAGAGGGGCACAGGCAGUAAUACACACCCACUCCAAGGCUGCUGUCAUGGCAACACUGCUGUAUCCCGGCAAAGAGUUCAGGAUAACACACCAGGAGAUGAUCAAGGGGAUUCGUAAGGGCACCUCAGGCACCAACUAUCGGUAUGAUGACAGCCUGGUCGUGCCUAUUGUUGAAAAUACAGCAGAGGAAAAAGACCUAAAAGACCGGAUGGCCCGGGCAAUGGAGGAAUACCCCGACUCGUGUGCCGUCCUCGUCCGCCGACACGGCGUCUAUGUCUGGGGCGAGUCGUGGGAAAAAGCUAAGACCAUGUGUGAGUGCUACGACUACCUGUUCGACAUUGCCGUCCAGAUGAAGCAGUGUGGACUGGACCCUUGUGCCCUCCCGACAGAAGAAAAGGGAAUAAUUUGAGAUUCACUGGCACUUUUUAAAGGAGACAUUUUUUGAAGAAAGAUCCAGGAGUGAAGGAGAUUGAACGCCUGUGAUCCAGAAGCACCCGGAGGUACGCUGAAAAGCACUAUGGGACAACUCUUGAAUGAGCAGCGGGCAAAUAAAGGUCUUCAGGUUCAAAUGAUUUCCUUUUCAAGUUUGACUGCACUGGAAUCAUGGGCCUGGUUCAUGUCAGGCCAGAAUACACAGUAUUGUGCCUCUCAAAUGAUCUAUGAUGGUGAUUAAAUGCCUUUGUUUGAAGUAAUAAAAACUAAUGGGAUGUA